AUGAAUACACGCGCCCAUCCCUCCGCGUCUCCAGAUCCCCAAGCCGAGCACCUAGACAACGACAUCGCUUCCAUCCGUGCCGAAAUCCACAAUCUCCAACGCCAGAAACGAUUCCUCUCAUCUAGUCUCCUCGCCUCAUCUAGCAUCCAAAAGCUACUCCGCAAACCCCUCACAACCAUCCCCGACGAGAUCUCACCCCUCGCACAAGCCGCAGGGAAACACUCCGAAACAAACCACUACCGCAUCGCGUUCGGAGCUACAGCCUUCCCAUUUAAGGACCCGUCGCCCAGCGCCUCCGCGGAGAAUCUACUAGGUCUGCGCAUCGAUGUCUGCACACGGAGUGGGCGAUUCGCGAAGCCCUACUACGUUCUUCUACGGCGAGAGCGCCUCAAGGGCGGGAAGGAGAAAAGUCUACGCGUUUACAGACAUACAGUGCCCGCCUUUAUCUCGAUCGCGAAGCUAGAGAGGGCUUAUCUUCCUUUCAAGGGAACCAGCACAAAAACAGCCGACAGCGAAGACGGGAAUGAAUCCGAGGAUCAAAUAUCGUCGAAGCGAGCACGGAAAGGGAACGGAGUACGGACCCAGGAUGUGCGUGGUUUUGCGCGGGAGUUGCGACGCGAGCUUGUGGCGUGGCAUUUGCGGUGCGAUGCGGUGGAUCUAUUGCGCGAACGACUGGGAUUUAAGGAAUCCGAGUCGGAAGCUAGUACUGUGGGUCGGAUCUCGCCUGAGAGUAAGGCGGGGAUUGUGUCUCUUGACUCUACUGCUAUCGAGACGCGGUAUGUUCGGCUGGAAUGGGAGGAUGGUCGUGUUGGGCUAUUUAAGGUGUCUAAUACCGGGGUGGUUGAGCGGGCUGUUGUUAUUGGGGAUGAGGGGCGUGAUAAGCGUACGGAAAAUGCAAUGAUCCGGGGUGGGGGUAGGAUUGAGAGCUUGUUGGAGAGGUUGCAGGAGCUUGCUGCAUCCGCUUUGUAA
Molecule: messenger RNA, 969 nt
Organism: Penicillium odoratum
Lineage: Eukaryota; Fungi; Ascomycota; Eurotiomycetes; Eurotiales; Aspergillaceae
Exons: 2
Coding region: 1-969 (322 amino acids)
Cellular component (GO): kinetochore; Mis6-Sim4 complex
Source: RefSeq, a predicted model, not a curated record